AUGUCAGGUGGAUUUAGACCAAGAGGACCUAAGAAUCAACAAAGCGACUUCCAAAGUCGAACUUCACAUCGUUCACAAUAUAGGGAUAAUCGUAAUUAUCGAAAUUAUCCGCCUCCAGGUCCAAGGAGAUUUGGAGUACGAGAUAGUUACAGACCAGGUCAAGGAAGACCUUCAGCAACAGAAUCAAAUAAUAAUCAACAAGAAAAUAGACCAGAUUCAGCAUCAUCAGUAAAUUCAUCAGAUUCUUCUGCAGGAACAGGAGCAGGAGUAGGAGUAAGAGGAAAUGGAACCGUAUCAGGAGGGCGUAAUUAUCAACCAGGACAAAAACGACCAUUGCCUUCGGGACCGGCAAGUUUAAGGAAACGUCCAGAUAAUAGACAGUCGUCAUUUCCAAGAGGUCCAAGGGAUAGACAUAAUGAUAGAGGAAGGGAAAAAGUUAUAAUUCGUCAAUUGUAUCCCGAUCAGAUUUACUGUAUCAAAUCAGCAAAAGCACCAAAUGUAUAUGAACGAGUUCUGCAAGUUGGGGAAGGUACUUAUGGGAAAGUUUACAAAGCCAAACAUAAAAUAACUGGUGAAUUUGUUGCCAUGAAGAAAUUGAGAUUAGAAUCUGAAAAGGAAGGGUUCCCAAUUACUGCAGUUCGUGAAAUUAAAUUAUUACAAUCUUUUGAUCAUGAAAAUGUUGUUGGAUUAGUAGAAAUGAUGAUUGAAAGUAAUCAAAUUUAUAUGGUUUUUGAUUAUUUAGACCAUGAUUUGACUGGGUUAUUGACACAUCCUGAGUUGAAGUUAGAAGAAUGUCAUCGAAAGUAUAUUUUUAAACAAUUGAUGGAAGGAUUGAAUUAUUUACAUAAAAAGAGAAUAAUCCAUCGUGAUAUUAAAGGAUCUAAUAUUUUAUUGGACAAUAUAGGUAGAUUGAAAAUAGCCGAUUUUGGACUUGCUCGUCCGAUGAAAGUUGUCAAUGGCGAUGAAAAACCAGAUUAUACCAAUAGAGUUAUUACUAUAUGGUAUAGACCACCAGAAUUGUUGUUGGGUUCUACUGACUAUGGAAGAGAGGUUGAUGUAUGGGGUGUUGGUUGUUUAUUGAUUGAAUUGUAUUCUAAGAUGGCUGCAUUUAGAGGAAUGGAUGAAAUUAGCCAAUUGUGCAAGAUUUUCAAUAUCAUGGGUACUCCUACUUUGGAAGAUUGGCCUGAAAUAGAUAGAUUGCCAUGGUUUGAAAUGUUGAAACCAAAAAUUAAUGUUGAUAGUAAAUUUGAAAAGAAAUAUGGUGAAGUUAUGUCACCUCCGGCAUUUAAACUUGCUGUUGAAUUAUUGCAAUUGAAUCCAUCUAAAAGACCAACAGCAGAAGAAGCUUUGGAACAUGAAUAUUUUAAGGAAGAUCCACAACCAGAGCCAUUGCAUUUCUUGAAGGAACUCAAAGGAGAAUGGCAUGAAUUUGAAACUAAAAAGAGAAGACGUGAAGAAAGAAAAAGAAUAAAAGAAGAAGAAGAUGCUGAAUUGGCUGCUAGUAAAGCCGCCGCCGCCGCCGCCGCCGCCGCCGCCGCUGCUGCUGCUACAAAAUCAAAUCAAGCUACACAAGAAAGUAUUUGA
Molecule: messenger RNA, 1584 nt
Organism: Candida tropicalis MYA-3404
Lineage: Eukaryota; Fungi; Ascomycota; Pichiomycetes; Serinales; Debaryomycetaceae
Product: cyclin-dependent serine/threonine protein kinase
Exons: 1
Coding region: 1-1584 (527 amino acids)
Biological process (GO): transcription elongation by RNA polymerase II; positive regulation of transcription elongation by RNA polymerase II; protein phosphorylation
Cellular component (GO): nucleus; cyclin/CDK positive transcription elongation factor complex
Molecular function (GO): cyclin-dependent protein serine/threonine kinase activity; cyclin binding; ATP binding
Source: RefSeq, a predicted model, not a curated record